Siniperca chuatsi (mandarin fish) is the source of this 4126-nucleotide messenger RNA. It is a transcript of the gene adam28, whose product is annotated as ADAM metallopeptidase domain 28. The transcript is spliced from 23 exons. The record is from RefSeq and is a predicted model, not a curated record. Gene Ontology annotation, molecular function: metalloendopeptidase activity. Gene Ontology annotation, biological process: proteolysis. NCBI's taxonomy places the organism in Eukaryota, Metazoa, Chordata, Actinopteri, Centrarchiformes, Sinipercidae. Bases 208 to 2526 code for a protein of 772 amino acids. Gene Ontology annotation, cellular component: plasma membrane.
AUGUCUUUAUUUGGCAAGUUGUGAAACUUUAUAAUGUGGUGACGACAGCAUGACAAGUGAUGUACGUGGACAUUACUAUAUGGCUUAAGUACUGUGAGUCAGCCACAACACAGGAUGAGUCAAACUGCUGAUUUCUGGCUUUUAUGCCAAAAAAGAUGAAGUGGUUAGAAUUUCAUCCAGCAAAAAGUGACUGUCUGCGCUUGGACAAUGACGCCAACACUCCUAUUGUGGGUCCUCAUCCUAAAUGCCUCCCUCAAGCCCUCAGAAAGCCAUGGUCAUGAGUUCGAAGAGGUGAAGGACUAUGAGGUGGUUCGACCUGUCAGACUUCACACAGUUAGAAAACGACAUACGGAGCAUCUCAGGCCAGAGACUAUUAAGUAUGCAAUGACGGUGGGAGGAAGAGACAUUGAAAUGCAACUAGAAAAAAAUAAUGAGUUACUCACCAAAGACUACACUGAGACUUAUUACGAAAAAGACGGGACUCAGGUCACCACAACUCCGAAUGACAUCGAUCACUGCUACUAUCAUGGGAGGAUUGUGAAUGACAGCGAAUCAUCUGUUAGCAUCAGCACUUGUGAUGGACUCAGGGGUUACUUCAGAACGUCUGCCCAGAGGUACCUGAUUGAGCCCCUGUCUGGUGGCGACGAGGGGGAUCAUGCAGUGAUGACGUUUAAUGAAAAGAACUCCACACCACCUGCAGUGUGUGGUGUCACCAACACCAGCUGGAGUACAGACUUCGAACCACCAACAAGCCGCAGCCGCUCCAGAUCAGCGGGUACAUCUAUUGUCCAGCAACAGAAAUACAUUGAGCUCUUCCUUGUUGCUGAUAACCGUGAGUACCUGAAGAUGAAGCAAGAUCAGACACAGCUGAGAAAGAGGAUAUUUGAAAUUGUCAACUUUGUCAACAUGGCAUAUAAGCCCCUAAGGACCUUCAUUGCUCUGGUGGGGUUUGAGAUCUGGUCCAGUGGUGACUUGAUCUCUGUGACCCCCCCGGCAGGGGCCAACCUGGACGCUUUUGCGAAGUGGAGAAACUCUGAGCUGAUGAAAAGGAAAAAGCAUGACAACGCACAUCUCAUCAGUGGUAUUGACUUUGAAGGAGCAACGGUGGGAUUGGCUUUCAUUGGGACUCUUUGCUCAGGUCUCUCUGUUGGAGUAAUACAGGAUCACAAUGACCGCGCCAUUGCAGUGGGAGCGACACUGGCUCAUGAGAUGGGCCACAACCUGGGCAUGGACCAUGAUGACUCUAGCGCGUGUGCUUGUUCUGGGGAUAGCUGCAUCAUGGCUGCAGCACUCAGCUGGAAAAUUCCUCGGACUUUCAGUAGCUGCAGCAGCAACAACUACGAGAGAUACCUGACAAGCCGCAGCCCGAGCUGCGUGCUGAACAAACCAGACUACCGCAGUCUGGUGGCUCCCUCCGUCUGCGGGAACGGUUUUGUGGAGAAUGGAGAGCAGUGUGACUGUGGCACUGUGGAGGAGUGCACCGACAAAUGUUGCAAUGCCACCACCUGCACCCUGACGGAGGGUUCACAGUGUGCUGAUGGCGAGUGCUGUGAGAACUGUAAGAUCUUGCCUCGGUCCAGGGAGUGCCGCAGGGAGCAGGAUGAGUGUGAUCUGGCAGAGUACUGUGAUGGGAAGAGCCCCACCUGUCCUGAGGAUGUCUUUGCUGUGAACGGCCUCCCAUGUGACGGAGGCCUGGGAUACUGCUACAACGGCCAGUGUCCACAGAGGCCAAACCAGUGUGUCAAGCUGUAUGGAUCAAGUGCUAUAGAGGGCCGUCCGUCCUGCUAUGACCAGAACACCAGAGGAACCUACUUCGCCUUCUGCAGACGCCCCGCAAAGGACAACUUCAUUCCCUGCCAGCGAGAAGACAGGUUUUGUGGGAAGCUCUUCUGCCACAACGGUAAUGACAACCCAAACUACGGCCGCAUGGUCAGGGUCGGCGACUGCAAGGCAGCUUUCUUUGAAGACUACACCGAAGACUACGGCCAGGUGGACGCUGGGACUAAAUGUGGGGAUAGUAAGGUGUGCAGCCAGAAUGAGUGUGUGGAUCUUGAGACAGCUUACAGAAAUACAAACUGCUCAGCAAAAUGCCCAGGCCAUGCUGUGUGCAAUCACAGGAGUGAGUGUCAGUGUGAGCCUGGUUGGAUGCCUCCUAACUGCAUUUCAGAGGAUGAAACCUUCACUAGUCUUUCUACUGGAGCAGCCAUUGCCAUCGCCUUCACAGUUAUACUAGUGGUUUUAGGUAUCAUUGCUGGUGUGGUAGGGUUCAUCUGGAAAAAACGACAAAGUCCCAUUUUGCCAACCGCACACACCCAAAGUAAGAAGCCAGCAGUGGGCAGCUCCGCUCACCGCUUAAACAAAGGGCCAGUUCCUAGUCAACCCAUGCCAGUGCCACAGGUUGGAGUGCCAAAGCCCAAAGGAGCUCCACCUCCACCACCUCCAGCAGGGAACAGACCUAAACCCCCGAGCCAGAAUUACAUAGCUGCACGUCAGGCUCUGAGGCCAGUACCUCCACCAAAGGUCUGAUGUCCGACACACUGCCACAUGGACACUCACCUUUGUCCCCCAACGAAGACUGCUGGCAAUCCAGAGAAGCAGAGAGACGUCACGACUGUUCCCUCUGCAGUUUUCUUGCAGUGCUGUCUCAAGUGUGAUGGAGUGUUUGUGCCAGUGACGUGCAAAGUUCAGGAGGGACAAACUGGACUUUUGUUACUUGCAUGCCAUGCACUGAGGACUUGUUAUUACAGGGAUGAACUUUUUGUUUUUUAAGGCACUUUUUUAUUCUAUAGGGUUAGGGUUACUGCAACUACAAACCGCUCUGGCCCUGAACGUGAGCCAUAUCAUUUUAUACAUGUCGUUAUUCUGUCACAGCAACAGUACUUGAUAAUUGUCAUCAACAGUAGUGACAGUUUGCUAAUAUUUUAUAUUGGGGGUUUUUAACUCUCAAAAUGAUCCUGAACUGCUUUGAUUUACUUUGAUGUGAUGGACAGUCUGGUGCAUUGUAGUGCAAUGUAAUAGAAAUACUAACUCAAAGACAAAACAAACGCAGGUAGGACUGAAUUUACUCUGCCACUGGAAAGUUUUGCUAAAUCUAAAGCAAUGCUUUCAUUAAAAUACUGUAAAAUGAGAAAAUGUAAGAAAUGAAUAGAUUAUUGUUGGUAAUUUUUAGUUAUAUGUUUAUAAGAUAUAGUAGGUCUGUUAGAUUUUGUUUGAAAGCAUGAGCAGCAGCACUUUAAGAUAAGUUUCUCUGCUGAGUGUCCUCAGAUCCCAAUUAGGAGCUCCUAAUUAAUGCUGUAUUAAAAGCAGGCAGUUACAUUUAUAUACAGUAUGUUAGACAACGACAGAAUCCAGCGUUAAGACAAAUAUACGUUGUCUGCUAAAGGUUCAAGGUCAAGGUCAUUUCCAAUUAAAUAAAAUGUCAUAGUCACUUUUAUGUUCUAAUGUUAAGGUGCUUACAAUCAGCACACUGCUUGAGUUUUAACCAAAACUUUUGACAGUGUCGGUUGUACCUUAUUAUUACUAAUUUGGUUUACGUAAAUAGAUUAUUGCAAAGCACACUUGUCAUAUUGCUGCUUGUCUCAAGUGAGUUCACUAUGUGAACAUGUACAUAAUGUAUAAAACAUAUUGGGAGCUCAAUACCCAGGUUUCACAUUCAGUACUGACAAGAAGAUGGUGUUUGUUUUUUAAAUACUGCACGACUUUAAACAGCAGCCUAAAUGUUGUAGCAUUACUAACCAACACCUUGUAGCUAGUGAACAGUGAGGAUACCACGCUGCAGAGAGUUCAGCGACCGAUUACUGUAUACAUGUCACAAUUUAGCCAAGAUCUGAAAAAAACAAAACACCAUGUUCCUGUCCUGUGUUUAAGGAGGCUGUGAGCCAGAUGGUAGUAAUCUUGAUGUUAGAAGGCCUUUGACUGAAUAAUACUCUGCUUUAACAUCCUGCCCUUAACCCCACACUCUCCUAGUGAAAGGGGUGGAACUGCACUGGGCAAGAAUGUCUAUGAUGCAUCACUGAAGUUAUGAAAACAGAAAUGCUUAAAAUAAAUGAAUGGAAAAAAACAAAACCAAAAUCUUAAAGCUGCACUUAAACUUAAACACAUUAAUAAACUUAGAGCUUAUCAAGUU